Molecule: messenger RNA, 2040 nt
Organism: Penicillium waksmanii
Lineage: Eukaryota; Fungi; Ascomycota; Eurotiomycetes; Eurotiales; Aspergillaceae
Gene: vps27
Product: ESCRT-0 subunit protein VPS27
Exons: 5
Coding region: 1-2040 (679 amino acids)
Biological process (GO): protein targeting to vacuole; protein transport to vacuole involved in ubiquitin-dependent protein catabolic process via the multivesicular body sorting pathway
Cellular component (GO): ESCRT-0 complex
Molecular function (GO): phosphatidylinositol-3-phosphate binding; ubiquitin binding; metal ion binding
Source: RefSeq, a predicted model, not a curated record
AUGGCAGGCUGGUUUUCUUCAGCGUCGCCCCUCGAUGAGCAGAUCGAGCGGGCGACCGCUUCCUCCCUGGAAGAUAUCGCACUGAAUUUGGAAAUAUCCGAUAUGGUGCGAUCCAAAAGUGUGCAGCCUAAAGACGCCAUGAGAUCCUUGAAGCGUCGCUUAGAGAACCGGAACCCCAAUAUUCAGCUCGCGACAUUGAAGUUGACGGAUACUUGUGUCAAGAAUGGAGGAACCCACUUCCUCGCUGAGAUCGCAUCCCGCGAGUUUAUGGACAAUUUGGUGUCGUUGAUGAAGGCCGAAGGCGCACCUCUGAACUCAGACGUCCAACGAAAGGCCUUGGAGCUUAUACAAGACUGGGCCAUGGCCGCCCAGGGCCGAAUGGACUUGAUGUAUGUGGGGGAAACAUAUCGCAAAUUACAGAAUGAGGGAUUCCAUUUUCCACCCAAGACCGAAUUGAGUGGGAGUAUGUUGGAAAGCAAUGCACCACCCGAGUGGAUCGACUCGGAUGUUUGUAUGCGAUGCCGCACAGCAUUCAGCUUUAUGAACCGAAAGCACCAUUGCAGAAACUGUGGAAAUGUCUUCGACGCCCAGUGCUCCAGCAAGACCAUUCCCCUACCUCAUCUCGGAAUUCUAGAACCCGUGCGAGUCGAUGACGGAUGCUAUACGAAACUCACGUCAAAAUCUUUCGCCCCAGUAGGUUUAUCAGACCGAUCGGCAUAUAAGAAUAACUCCAUCACCAAGUCCAGUUCCAUGGAGCCUCGCGGUGCUAAAGCAGAUACCAGCUUCGAUGACGACCUCCGUCGAGCGCUGCAAAUGAGCCUGGAAGAAGCAGAAGGAAGAGGACCCUCGGGAUAUCCGACGACCACGACCGCAGCUGUGACCGAGGCCGCGGCUCCAGGACCUAGCGAUGUCGAUGAGGAGGAUGCCGAUCUCAAGGCGGCGAUCGAAGCGUCUCUCCAAGACAUGGAGCAACACAAGCAGAACCACGCCGCAGCGUUGAAGAACACUCCACAGCCAAGUUCUGCCUCACGCGACUCGUCAAGCACCCCAAAGCCGGCUGCUCAAAAUCCCUACGAACUUAGUGUCGUAGAAACUGAAAACAUCCAUCUUUUUUCAACACUUGUCGAUCGACUGCAGCAUCAACCCCGGGGUACUAUUCUUCGCGAGCCUCAAAUCCAGGAACUUUACGAUAGCAUUGGAGCCCUUCGGCCCAAGCUAGCUCGAAGCUAUGGAGAGACGAUGAGCAAACAUGACACAUUGCUUGACCUCCAUUCGAAAUUAUCCACCGUCGUUCGGUAUUAUGAUCGAAUGCUGGAGGAACGCCUUUCCAGUGCAUAUUCCCAGCAAAACCUCGGUUAUGGAGCCGUGCCCAGUGCGGCGCCGUAUCCCAACAUGACUGGCUUGCCCUCUCAGGUUCCAAAUGGCAAAUCCGGAGCGGAAAACUUUUAUUAUGGCAACGCGGCAGAUGCCGCUGGUCCAGCCGGGCCAGCAUAUGCACCACCACAGCAGACGAAUCUGAGUGGAUAUGAAGCACCUCCUGCGGGUGUCGCAAGUCCGUCGUAUCCGCCACACUCACAAUAUGCGGCCCCUGGAGGUGAAUCCGCCUGGGGCCAAAACCCUUAUCCGUCCUUGGGGUCUCCUCCGCCCAAUGCACCCCCGAACAAUGAUGUCGUUGCAGGUGGCUAUGGCGGACCGGCACAGUACUAUGCGUCGCAACCUGACCAGGAACCCCAACUAUCCGAGACUCCGUACCAACCCUCACCUGUACUGCGGCGAGAUUCACAAUACCAGCCUAAUGCGCCAGGGCCACACUCCCCCGAGCAAAUCCAAACACCUACAUAUUCCACCGUGCCACCGGCUACUCACCAACAACCAAGCGGACAUCCACCUCAGUCCUACUAUUAUCAGCCACAGCAGGCCAGCACGGUGCCGUCUGCAUCUGCAUACCCGCAGGUACCGACGGGCCAACCGGGACAAUAUUCGGAAGUAAACCAGACGCAGCAACCCGCACGGGUGGAGGAGAGCUUGAUUGAACUAUAG